Molecule: messenger RNA, 4862 nt
Organism: Poeciliopsis prolifica (blackstripe livebearer)
Lineage: Eukaryota; Metazoa; Chordata; Actinopteri; Cyprinodontiformes; Poeciliidae
Product: protein shisa-like-2A
Exons: 3
Coding region: 24-530 (168 amino acids)
Source: RefSeq, a predicted model, not a curated record
GUUGCGCGUCCUGUGCGCCUGACAUGAGCGCGGUGUGCGAGAGUUACCACUCCAGGGAAAAGGUGUUCGUGGACAGCUUCACGUGUCCGAAGGCGGGGGGCGAGUCCACGGCGGUGUUCUGCUGCGGCUUCAGUGACUUGAAGUACUGCUGCGAUGACCCGAACAGCUUCUUCCCCUACGAGUAUGGAUACAUGUGGUGGCUGAGCCUCGGAGCUCUUGUGGGUCUCUCCGUUGCAGCUGUGGUCCUGCUUGCUUUCGUCAUCACUCUGUGCGUCCUCUGCUACCUGUUUGUCACCACCAAACCCAGAGGUCUGGACAGCGGACUGCCCCUUCGAGCACCAGACGCCAUCGUCAGUCAACAAGGAGCCGGAGUCAGCCGCAGCAGCGCCCCUGUUGGCUCACAAGGCCUCAGGAAACACUUUGUAAGAGGCAAGCUGGACUGUGACAACCAGCAGCCAGACCCUGACCGCCUUUUCCAGCGCUGUUUCAUGGCCACUGUCACAUCCAUCAACGUGGAGAACCCGACAUAGGACGACACUUUUUCAAAAUUUCGGAUUGGAGUUAAUGUCUUUUUUCUUCUCUGCCCCUGUAGUUUAAUAUAAGUUGUUGCUUUUAUCUUAUCAACAAAUACAUUAUUAUUAUAUAAUUCAACAGAACAAAAUUGCAAGUGCAAAAACCUUAUUGUGGCUCCCACCAGUGGGAUAUUUAAUAUUUGAGCUUUAAUUUUGUAGCCUUUUAAUUAGUUAACAUUCAAAUAAGUUUCUAUUAUAUCCGUCUUAAUACAAAAAUUCAAAAAGGAAGCUAUAUUGCCCAUAACAAUGAACAAGAAUCAUUGGAAUUCCAAUGUAGACUUAUUCUUGUUUAACAGCUCAGAUUACCAGAACUAGACAGGCAGAUGGAAAGCUGGUUCUCUAACAGGAGAAAAGUCAACGCUUGAUUUUCUGGGAUUGCUGUUUUUAAGCAAUAUAUGAUUUACUUCAUGUCCUUAAUUACUUUUACUUCCAUUUAGAAAAAAACAAUGUGAGAAGUGACGUCUGUUUAAUUUUACACAUUCUGCUCUUGAAAUCCAGAUCCAAUUUGCUGAAAGCUGUCAGUAUUCUUUGAGAUCUGAAUAGAUUUUAUAACCACAGUCCAUUAGCACAUCAUGCUCGUCUUUUCUCUUGUAUCAUUUACACAGGUGCACAUAUUUAGCUCAACAGCACCCACAUCAACACCAUACUAAUGUCGUGUGUGUAUUAUUCUUCUAUUCUUAAGGAUUCAGGAAUAACAGUGUUGUAUAGCCCUGGUAUAAAAGAAGGACAACUUUACAAACUGAAGAUGUCAAGAUUAGGUUUUUGGUCAUAUUAAAAGAGAUUCAAUGUGAGGAAAAUGAGAACUGAAAGCAUAUAUUUUGUGCCUAAUAUCUCUAAAGCCCUAGAAAAAACACAACUUGCAGUUCGUUAGGGCACCUUGGGUUUCAAAAAUACACUCAUAAAGGUUAAGCACACAAAUAGCUUGGUGGAAUGAAAUGAGUGAAACAAUAUUUGUCUAUUGUGAGGAUUAAUAAUAUCAGAUAAAAUAAAUAAUAGGUGGCACCACCUCCACCUUGGACACAGGUGAUGAUGUUACCGUUCUAUCCUUUUCUACACUAUGUUGGCACAGCUGUUGAAACUGUGUGCCACAUUAUCACCAACUUCAAUCCAAGUCUAAGUCAAUUUCUAUACGUUCUCUAGUGGAACAAUUUAUACGGUUCUCUCUCUUAACAAUAUUGGCAGGACUGAUCCUCUUUUGCAUCUUUGCAGGUUGUAUUCACAGCCUGCAAAUCAAACUUUUUGAAGGCAGUCUGACCAGCCCAUUUUUGAUCUUUUUCGAUCUUGAUCGAAAAAAAUCUGUGUAUGUAUUACAUAUAGAGCACAAAUAGAACACAGAUACACUAUGAAAAUCCAUAUUUUUAUGGCAUCUGCAGCCUGAACCGUUAUGUUUUUAAUCCCACUUUUACGUCAUUAACAUGAGACAUUCUGAAGAAGCCAGAUGCUGUAAAUUUGGACCUUAGCAAUGUUUAAUGUUUAAUGUAUGUGUAUCAAGUUUCUGCGUUAGUCAGUCAAACUUUUAUUUCAAAACAGAAAGUAACUAAAGUAUUCAGUUUUACUAGACAUGUAGUUUAAUGAUAUGUGGUAAAGACCCCCCUUAUGUGUUUUUGUUAAAUGUUAAGCAUUUGUUACACUCUCAGCUCAGUCUAAGUGCCAGCCAAGCAGACCAUUUUUUAUUCUGCUGAUAUUAAAGUGGUUGCUGAAAAGUGAAGGAAAAAUAUGAAGCAAACAUUCCAUUGCCAAUUCUUAGAAGCAUCACCAAUCCUGCUGAAAAGUUCUGCUGAGAAAACCCAUUUACACACUAAUCAAAUUAGAAACCAGUUAAAAUAGAACCUGGAAAGCUCACAAUGUUCACUUGCAGAAAAAAACCCACAAAGUAUUUAAAGAAUUAAGUUUUAUUUAAGCUUUAGCUGUCCCAGUUCUAAAUGUGGACAUAAUCAGAAUUGGACAUAUGAGUAUCAUUUGAGUGUCUUCACUGCUCAUGGGCAUUUCACCAAGGAUAUUAGAAAAUAUGGUAAGCAAAAUACAGCAAACUGAUUGAAUCUGGGCCUUCAAAAAUGAACACACUACAGAUAAAUUGAGCAACACAAAAUUACGGGAAUUUGAUUCUUUUCAACUGGCUGUUUUCCCAAACGUUACCAGUUCACAUCAUUCAGACAAAUGGUACUCUUCUUUAUAGAUAGGCCGAUAGCAGUUAAGAUUGAACUCACGCUGAGGAAAAUGUAAAUAUUAAUAUUAUGGCUGCUAAAUAUUUAUCUGUGUGGCGUCUUGUUGUAUAAGCUUAUCACUGUUGCUCUUGUUCAGAUAGGAGAAUGUUUUUCGCGCCUUUUUAAACCUGAAUGUAUAUUCACAUUGUAGUUUUUGGCUGUUGAAUCAAGCAUAGAAAACUACUCACCAAUAGAAGAAUAUGGUGGAAUGAAGAUAAGUGCCUCAAUGUAUUCUCUACAUCUCUUUGCUGAGGAUGCACAUGGUUUUCAAACAGAAAUUUGGUUCGUUGUUGUUGGCUUUUUGACCAAAGAACGUCAGGCGUCUAUUCAGAUCUCAGGAACUUGCGUCAAUACCUAAAAACGAGCAGAAAAUGUCUCCUGAACUUUGGCGAUUGUCUGUUUUUAAGCUUGUCUGCUCAUAAGCAAACAAGCUAGUACUGCUUUGUGAGCCUCCAACCAUAUUGUUAGCAUUUGGCUCAAAGGAAAACUGCACCUAUAAACAGAAAUAGUACAAAUCACUUCCAAAUUAGUUUUUGUCUUUUGAACAAACAUUUUAAGUAGUAAUUAUUACAAUUUCAUUAGCAAAUAAGUUCUGUUUCAUGUAGCACUUUAUAGCACCAUUUAGUUCCUUUGUGUUACCAUUCUGCUCCUUUCUAUUUUGAUUUCAUUUUUAACAGACAAUUUUGGACCCACAUCCUAAAAACAAAAAUACACAAAUCUCACAUACUCUGUAUUAAACAUUUUUUCCAUUCAUUUUGGUUCUGACUCACAGAACCAAUAUCAUCUGAUAUAAGACAUUCAGAACUCUGGGCAACCUCAAAGAACCACAUUUCCUCCCAGAAUACUAUGACUAGAAUAUAAAACGCUACCUAAAUAACUUUUUGCCAAAUAGCAGACAGGAAAUGUUCCAUCAGUGGGUACAAACUGAUGGUUUGUCCUUCAGUAACUUCAACCUUUCACACAAACAUGGGUCAUGAAACGUGUCUCUGUAAUUUGGAUCCUUUUUGCCAAAUGAGUUAAAAUAGUGACUGUGAAAGCACUCAAGGGCCACCAAAAUUCAAACCGUAAAUGUAGUCCUUUCAGGCAUUUUUUGGUGACACUUUAUUUGAAGGGGUGUGCAUGAGACUGACAUGACACUGGCAUAAAUAUGACUGUUAUGAACAUUGAGUCUUUAUGAAUGUUUGUUACCAAUGUUUUUUUUGUUUUUCAUUUGUUUUAUUUCAGGCAUCAUGUUUUUUAAGCUUUAAAUUUGGGCCUUGAUAUUGAUAUUGAUCAGUGGAGCAGUUGGUAGAGCUGUUGCCUUGCAGCCCAGAUUCCCGGCCCAGAGUCUUUCUGCAUGGAGUUUGCAUGUUCUCUCUGUAUCUGGAGAGAACAGGAGUACUCAGUUCUCACCGGGUACUCCAGCUUCCUCCCACAGUCCAAAAACAUGACUGUCAGGUCAGGUAAAUUGGUCUCUCCAAAUUCUCUUGCUAUCAUGUGAGUGUGUGUGUGUGACGGUUGUUUGUCCCGUCUGUCUCUGUGUUGCCCUGCAACAGACUGGCAACCUGUUCAGGGUGUACCCCGCCUCUCGCUUGGAACGUUAGCUUGAGAUAAGCACCAGCACCCCUCUUGACCCCACUGGGGACCAGGGUGUUAGAACAUGGAUGGAUAUUGAUCAGUAAAUGCAAAAAUUAAGACUCUACAAUCCAGCUUUUAUUACUACUGUAAGGUGUUUAAAUGAACCACACAAUGCACCACGCUGCCACAUUGUGUGGUGCCACACUGUGGCAGAGAUCGGAGCUCAGCUGGUUUAUCCUUGUUGUCCCGUUGUGUUGUGCAGUCAGAGAGAAACUAAUCUUGUGACACAUGGAUUCACCCGUUUUCCACUCCCAUAUGAUUGCUGUGAAAAGGAUCUGGGUGAAUUUCAGAGCCAGCUGUCAAUCUGAUUCUCUCGUCUUGGAACAACUCAACAAACGCAGCUUUUAAGAACGUUCAUGAAUGUAAACAUCUUUCAAGAUAGUUAAUGUUUACACAAAUGUUUAUGUUUAUUAAUGUACUGAAUAUUUGCUACUGUAUCUCUUGCUUUUAUGUGUGUAUUUUCCAUUCU